Molecule: messenger RNA, 2481 nt
Organism: Neltuma alba
Lineage: Eukaryota; Viridiplantae; Streptophyta; Magnoliopsida; Fabales; Fabaceae
Product: putative pentatricopeptide repeat-containing protein At3g11460, mitochondrial
Exons: 1
Coding region: 140-2035 (631 amino acids)
Biological process (GO): RNA modification
Molecular function (GO): RNA binding; zinc ion binding; protein binding
Source: RefSeq, a predicted model, not a curated record
UGAUAGAAGGGAAUUCAUUGUCUCACUGGACCUCAUGGCCGAAGCAGAAUACUGCAUGCGCAUGAUCAGAGAGGAUGUGCGGAGCUUCUGGUGAUGCUCCGACCAACAUGAGCGCAGGAGACGACUCAGACGAGGCAUUAUGAACAACCAACAACAGUGCGGGGAAGGGGAAGCGAAGGAGCCUCAACCGUUGAGGCUCACGAACUCACCAACGUUAUGGAACUAUCGCUUAAGAGAGUUGGCGAAGCAACGACAGUUACCCCAAGCUCUCACUCUCUACCGCCACAUGCUUCGCUCUGGUUGUUUCCCCAACACCUUCACUUUUCCCUUCGUUUUCAAGUGUUGUGCCGUCCUCUUGUUCCCUCGCAUUGGUUCCCAACUCCAUGCCCAUGUCAUUAGAACCGGCUGCGAACCCGAUCCUUAUAUACGAACUUCUCUCAUUUCUAUGUAUUGCAAAUGUAACUUGGUCCAAAAUGCACGCAAAGUGUUUGAUGAAGUCGGCCCAUGGAGGAACUUCACUAUUUCUUAUAAUGCUCUAAUAUCGGGAUGCACCUUCAACUCCAAAAUUUUGGAUGCCCUCGUGUUCUUUUGCCGAAUGAGGGAGGAGGGAUUAUUGGUUGAAUCGGUUACUAUGUUGGGCUUGGUGUCAGGAUGUACGGUCCCUUCCCAUUUGGGCAUUGGUAUGUGCCUUCACGGUUGUUGCAUGAAGUUUGGGUUGGACGGUGACUUAUCUGUGGCAAAUUGUUUGCUCACUAUGUAUGUCAAGUGUGGAGAGGUUGAACAUGCCCGACAACUGUUUGAUGAAAUGCAGGAGAAGAAUUUGAUUACUUGGAAUGCAAUGAUUUCUGGGUAUGCACAGAAUGGGCUUGCCAGGCAUGUUUUGGAACUUUACCGUGAGAUGAAGUCCAUUAAUAUACGUCCUGAUCAUGUAACGCUUCUUGGGGUUCUAUCUUCUUGUGCCAACCUUGGUGCACAGAGCAUUGGCUCUGAAGUAGAACGACAGAUAGAGUACUGUGGAUUUGGUUCUAAUCCGUUUUUGACAAACGCCUUAAUCAAUAUGUAUGCGAGGUGUGGGAAUUUGAUGAAGGCCCGAGCAAUUUUUGAUCGCAUUGCUGAGAAAAGUGUCAUUUCAUGGACAGCUAUGAUUGGUGGCUAUGGAAUUCAUGGACACGGAGAAAUUGCACUUAAUCUUUUUGAGGAGAUGAUCAAGUGUGGGAUUAGACCUGAUGGAACUGCUUUUGUGUCUGUUCUUUCUGCAUGCAGCCACGCAGGAUUGACUGAUGAAGGCUUAAAAUACUUCGAUGCAAUGGAGACGAAUUACGGUUUGAAGCCGGGUCCGGAGCAUUACUCUUGCUUGGUGGAUCUUUUAGGCCGGGCAGGUCGACUGAAGGAAGCUAAGGACCUUAUAAAUUCAAUGAAAGUAAAACCUGAUGGUGCGGUUUGGGGUGCCCUUUUGGGUGCUUGUAAGAUUCACAAAAACGCGGAACUGGCAGAGUUAGCCUUUGAACGAGUCAUUGAGCUGGAACCCACAAAUAUAGGUUAUUAUGUCUUAUUAUCAAAUUUAUAUUCCGAUGCCAAGAAUUUGGAGGGGGUUUUGAAAGUCCGAGUCAUGAUGAGGGAGCGAAAAUUGAAGAAGGAGCCAGGAUGUAGCUAUGUUGAAUAUAGAGGAAAAGUACAUCUUUUUCUUUCUGGUGACAAAAGUCAUCCUCAAAGUGAUGAUAUAUAUAAAAUGUUGGAUAAACUGGAAAGCCUUGUGAAGGAGAUUCAUCCAUCAGCAGAAAAUGAAGGAAGUAGGAAUGAAGAGCUCUUAACCGGCAUGGGGGUGCACAGUGAAAAGCUGGCCAUUAUGUUUGGUCUGUUAAACACUAGGCCUGGAACAGAGAUUACUGUGAUGAAGAAUCUGAGAGUGUGUGUAGAUUGCCACAUAUUUAUUAAGUUGGUUAGCAAGAUUGUCAACCGCCGAAUUGUCGUUAGAGAUGCCACUCGGUUCCAUCAUUUUAGUGAUGGAGCCUGUUCUUGCAGGGACUACUGGUAACACUAGUGCACCGUUUUCAAUUGCGAUUGCAUGGAAUGACGUCCCGUUGUUGAGGCUAACAGUUGAAGGAGCAAUCAGGUUCGGAAUGAAAAAGAAAGCCUGAGGGAGGGCGUAAAAUUUGAGCCUGGAGUUGGAGGAGGCGUGCCCAACGACUUUAUGAUCAAUUACCGGGAAGCUCGAAGCAAAAAGUGUCGCGUCUAAAUUGACUCCAAGUUACAGGUUUUUAAUAUGAUAACGUGAGAUUUGUGGGUGAUGAAAGUGCCUUUGACUUCAAAAUAUGAAAGGAAGGAUGCAGGAUCAAAUUGUACCAUUACUAAUUGACUUCAAUUUUUUUUUUUGGGAUGAUUUAAGGGAGUAAAUAAAAAAAAAAAAGAUCAUCAAUAUCAUUAUAUAUGUUAUUUAUAUAGUAUUGCACUGUUCACAAAUCAUGAAUAAUGUAAUUUUUU